AUGGCAAAGACUUCGGUUGACGUCACAGCUGUUGUUCUCACUGUACUUUGCUUGUGCUAUCUGGCUAAUGCCGACGGUCAGAAAAUUGGCAAAUUUUUUAUCGAAGGCAAGGUAUAUUGUGAUCCCUGCCGCGUCCAAUUCCAAACCAGAAUCAGCGAACCAAUUGACGGUGCAACAGUAGAGUUGGCAUGCAAGAGCCGCAUAAAUUCAACCGUCUUUAACACAAUUCAAGCCAAGACCAAUAAGGAUGGCCUUUACACUCUUCUGGUGGAUGAGGACUACGCAGAUGAGAUAUGUGAGGUGAAGACAGUGAGCAGCCCCAGGGCAGAUUGUAAUGAGCAUUUCGAUGACUUUGAGAAGGCUAGAGUUUUGAUCACAUACAACAAUGGUGUUGCCUCCAAUGUUCGUUAUGCAAAUCCCCUUGGGUUCAUGAAGAAGGAAGCAGUUCCUGAGUGCGAGCAAGUACUUAAGGAACUGUUUCCUGAGGAGCAGACCGAUGAGCAAUAA
This is a messenger RNA of Argentina anserina (silverweed cinquefoil), 507 nucleotides long. RefSeq names its product anther-specific protein LAT52-like. Lineage: Eukaryota; Viridiplantae; Streptophyta; Magnoliopsida; Rosales; Rosaceae. The coding region runs from base 1 to 507 and encodes 168 amino acids. The record is from RefSeq and is a predicted model, not a curated record. The transcript is spliced from 2 exons.